CGCUGCUGCCGAACGGCUCUUCCUCCUCCACCGCCCCGGCCGCAUGAGCUCAGAGACGAAACUCGUGUGCAGCACCUGCAUCUCCUGCCCCAAGGAGGAGAUCCUGCGCCGGCUGCAGCGCGAGACGACCUGCAGCGCCUGCUGCAGCGCGCUGCGGCUCAUGACCGAGAGGCCGCUCGCAGAGCUGGUGCUGCUCGAUUCCUUCGUGGACCGCGAGGACGAGACCGGCUACGUGCUGAACGAGGACCUCGCCUCUCCCGCCGCGCUCGAGGCCGCCUGCGCCAAGUUUCCGCUGCAGGAGUGGCUGAAGAAUUGCCAGCCGCUGAAGCGCGACAAGCGCUGCCCGAUGCACACAAACAGCCGGCACAUCUUCAACCAAGCCGACCUGUGGGAGGACAUGUGGGCGGAGCUCUCCGCCGCACAGAAGGCCACCAUCUGCGCGGUCGGCGCCGGCGAGCUCCACGACAAGCUCUGGCAGCACUGCACCGACAAGCACCACCUCUGCAAGGACUGCCGCAGCAAUGUGAUGUGGGCGUACGACCGGCUGACAAAGAAGGAGCUGCCGCCGGUGGGCACCGAGGCGGAGCAGGAGGCGGAGCUCUCCAGCCUGCAGGCUUACUUUGACAUUGAGCGCUCCACGGAGGGGACCAUCUGCGUGCACUCGUCGGCGCUGCCGACCAUCCUCUACCACUACGAGGACACGCUGGCGGAGGAGGCCGAGUCCUCCUCCAAGGGGCGGCACGCGCCGACGCGACAGGCCGGCCUGAGCGAGCUCCUCUGCGUAGUCGGCCGGCUGCUGCUGCGCAAGGUGCUGACGAGCUACCAGACCUCGCUGGAGGAGGAGCAGAACCAGCAACUGCUGGUGCGGCUGGUGCUCUCGCACUUCCAGGCGCAGACACUCGAGCGGCACGCGGCGCAGUGCGCCGAGUCGCUCCUCGAGGGCAUUGAGCACGACGCGGGCAAGGCGUCCAAGCGGAAGCUGAAGAAGGAGCGGCAGAAGCAUCGGAGGGAGGCGGAGGCGGAGGAGCAGGCGGUGACAUGGGACGAGCAGCAGGAGCUCGCCCUCCUCUCCAAGAUGGGGUGGUCCAACGCCGCCGCCGUCGCCCUCGGCGGCGGCGGCGAGAGCGCGCCCGGCGGCGGCGGCGCUGCCGACGCGACCGGAGGCGGUGCGCAUCCACCGCCCGCCAACGGCUGCGGCGUUGCGGGCGGGGGAGGGGGCGACGGGCGAGCUACGGAGCGCGAGGCGGCGGCGCCGGGACGUGGCGGCGCAGAGCUCGACGCGGCGCGCGCGUUGGCGUUGCAUCCGGUUGACGCAGCGAGCCUCGAGCUCACAGAGUCGGAGCAGCGCGAGUUUAGCGCGCUGGCGCGGCAAAAGGGGCAGCUGAUGGAGGAGCGCGAUAGAAUGCGCGCGGCCAUCCGGGAACGGUUCGAGCGGUUUGCUUUGGGCGGCUCUAAGGGUGUCGCGUAGUGUGAGGGCGCGUGCCUGACGCGCGGAGACGGCCGAGCCGGUACGCGGUAGUUCAUAGCUGGGCAUAGCCCGCGCUCGCUU
Molecule: messenger RNA, 1549 nt
Organism: Emiliania huxleyi CCMP1516
Lineage: Eukaryota; Haptophyta; Isochrysidales; Noelaerhabdaceae
Exons: 4
Coding region: 44-1468 (474 amino acids)
Cellular component (GO): cytoplasm; nucleus
Source: RefSeq, a predicted model, not a curated record